AUGAAGUUUCUUUGCGCAUUCAUCAACAGAGGCGCUGACAAUGAGAUUAAAAUAGAUCUCUCUGCAAAGCCAAAGCGAACAUCACCAAGAAAUCUUCAGAAAAAAACUUUUUCUCCGCCUUCAAUUACAUACGUUACACCAAUGAUUACAUCGUGCAAUGCCACGAUAGAUUUAUCAUUGGAGUUCGAUGAGUUCAAAGAAUUCAAAGAAUUCAAUGAAUUCCCUCAUGAUUUCCAUUUCAUCCCAAGCGAUUGUUAA
Trichomonas vaginalis G3 is the source of this 258-nucleotide messenger RNA. RefSeq lists its product as uncharacterized. The transcript has a single exon. The record is from RefSeq and is a predicted model, not a curated record. Bases 1 to 258 code for a protein of 85 amino acids. Lineage: Eukaryota; Parabasalia; Trichomonadida; Trichomonadidae.